UGCGGAGGUGGAGGGGGCGUGCCCGCGCCGAGUCAUGUUGUGGUGUUGCUGCCAGGAGGCGGAGCGGGUUGUGGUGCAGUCUGGCAGGCAGGGGAGAGCGGAGCUGGCGGAGGUGGGAGUUACCGGGAUACCGGCGGGCUUUUGUCUCUUACUCUGUACGCUGACUGUGCCCAGGAUUCAUCACCUUGCUGGCUGUUGUCACACACAGAGCUGGUGAAAGACAAUACCCACGUGUGAUUCUGCACCGUUUUGCACACCGUUUUUCUUUCCCAUGCAGACGAAUGAGGGAGAAACACUUGAAGAAAGCUGUCCCAAGAGAGAAGGAGCAAGAAAGGGAAGAACAGUUAAUGGAAGACAAGAAAAGGAAGAAAGAGGAUAAGAAGAAGAAAGACACUGCUCAGAAGGUCACAGAACAAAAAACCAAAGUGCCCGAAGUGACGAAACCAAGUUCAAGCCAAGCGACGGCCGCCAGCCUACCUGGCAGUUCCCCCUCGCCACCAGUCAAUGGUGGCAACAAUGCCAAAAGGGUGGCAGUGCCGAACGGACAACCGCCCAGCACCGCCCGCUACAUGCCUCGGGAGGUGCCACCGCGAUUCCGCUGCCAGCAGGACCACAAAGUGUUACUGAAGCGUGGACAGCCCCCUCCGGCAUCCUGUAUGCUGCUGGGGGGAGGAGCAGGGACUCCCCCCUCCUCCACGGCACAAGGGACCGGCCAGGGCAACGCACAGCCAGGGACGGGAUCUCUGCAGCUGGGGGAGAGCGGACUCGCAACGGAUUUAUCAUCAGGGGCAGCUGCUACUUCAAAUUAUGCAAAUUCCACUUGGGGCUCGGGAGCCCCAUCCAGCAGUGGCCCCAACGCAAACCCUCCCCACGCCUGGGACAAAGUGAUUGUAGACGGGUCGGACAUGGAAGAGUGGCCUUGCAUAGCUGGCGUGGACGCAGAGCCCCCUUCCGACAACGCCACAGACAACAACAGUGCCUCGAAUCCAGCCUCGGAAAAGGGACCCCCACAAGGAAGCGUUGCUAACCACAAAGGAAGGGGGGGCCAGGGCCAACAGCAGCAGCAGCCGCCUGGCAGCGAAUGUAUCCAGGGGGUAUGGAAAGCUGACCCCAAGGCAAAGCCCGUCCCGUCUUCCAACCCCACUACAGAGGGAGUUAAUAGACUAGGAAAUUGGAGGAGCAUGGGUGGGUCUGAGAGAACGGGACCUGCAUCUGGUUUCAGCAACUUUAACCCAAAUAGCAACCCGUCAGCAUGGCCGGCUCUGGUUCAGGAAAGCAGCAGGAAAGGGAACCCAGAGCCAGAUGGCAGCUUCUCCAGCGCACAGCUUGGCCCAACGGGUCCAAACUCUCGGGAGCAGCAGUCAAAGAUGGAAAAUGCGGGUGCCGGUUUUGCAGCCUCUGGCAGAGAGUCGGCCACAACCCAUCACACUGACGGACCAAAAAAUGGAAACACUAAUGCUAUGAACUCAAAUACAUCAAAUCCCCUUGAGAACAAGGGUACAGCCUUUGGAACAGGGGAUGCCUGCCGGGGUUCUGACCUCUCUGCUCAAAGCACUGGAGAUAGAAAGAAUGGGGGGGUGGGCACUUGGGGGUCAACAAGGGGUCAAACUGUCACAGGAGAUGCCAAUUGUGGGCAUGGCAAUUCUGGAAACAAUGGACGAGAGAGGGAGGACGUAAGGAAAACGUCUUCAUCUCAUAGGCCCAAUGGGUCCAGGGGAGAAUCUUGGGAUGGCAAAAGUGGUGGCAAUGGUUCUUGGGGAUAUGGCCCACAGGCGGAUCCCAGUGAAGUAAAGUGGGGUGAAGGGAACAAAUUGGUGUCAGGAGGGUUGUCUCAGGGAGAAUGGAAACAGCCGUCUGGGCAUGAGGACUUAAAAGUUGGAGAAUGGGGAGGUUCGAGCCAAGGAAAUUCUAGCACUGGAGCAUGGGACAAUCAGAAGGGCCACUCACUAUCGGAGAACCAGGGCAAUGCAUCAUCAACGGCCUGCUGGGGCCGGGCACCCAGCUCUGCAGGAAGUGAGGCAGGGGGGCAAAGCACUGGAAGCAACCCAAAUGCUGGGGGCAGUGGAGAUAGCCUCAACUCCUGCAAUCGGCGCUCAAAUAAUAGACCUGCUCUCCCAGACAGUCAGGCUGUUUUGCAGACCUUGCUCAAUCGAACAGACUUGGAUCCCAGAGUGCUGUCCAACUCGGGCUGGGGCCAAACCCAAAUAAAGCAGGAUGCAGCAUGGGAGAGUGAGGAAGCAACAUCUCGAACCGAAGGCAAAGCAGACCGUGGAACUGAAGGCUGGGAAAACACACCGCAAGCAAAGAGCUCAGGGGGUUGGGGGGAUGCCCCCAGCCAAAGCAAUCAAAAUAAGUCUAAUUGGGGAGAGUCCCCUGCCCAAGCUCCAUCUGGACAGGAGUGGAAGGACACCAAAGCAACUGGCUGGAAUGACUAUAAAAAUAGCCAAACCGGUUGGGGUGGUGGAGGUAAUGGGGGUGGGGUUGGUGGACGAAAAGAGGAAAAGGCAGGUCCUGGAUGGAACAAUGAUAAUAAUGCAAGUGCUGAACAGGGAUGGGGUACUCGUCAAUCCAAUCCUGGAAGUGGAUGGUCCGCAGGAAAGAAUGGAUGGGGAGGAAGCAACAAUGAGGACAUGGAGCCACCCAAAGGCCCUGGGGGCUGGGAUGGCUCGGGAAACAAAGCUUCCUCUGGCUGGGGUGAAGUAGGACAAAAUGAUGGCUCUUGGGGCAAUGGAGCGAACUCUAACCCAGCGCUACGAACUGGCUGGGAAGAGGGUAAAAGGCCUCAAGGAGGUGGAAGUUGGGGUGAGGCAGCCAGGCCUCCUCCAAUACCUUGGAACAAGCAGCAGGAGGCUACACCAGCUGCACAGUCUUCUGGCUCUUGGGGUCAUCCAGCUCCUCCCCCUGGAAAUGGGAGGCAGCCACCCACCCCAGGGUGGAAAGGUGGUCCCACACCAACAGUGUCCAAGGAGGAAGAGCCAAGUGGCUGGGAGGAGCCAUCACCACAGACCAUCGUCCGUAAAAUGGACAUUGACGAUGGUACAGCAGCAUGGGGGGACCCUAGCAGUUAUAAUUAUAAGAAUGUUAGUUUGUGGGACAAGAAUGCGCAAGGACCACCUGGACAGAUGCCACGGGAGCAGGGAAUGCCAGGGUCAAUAGCCAGCAAGGCAGCACCGUCAGUUUGGAAUAAAAAUAAGGCUCCCCCAGCUGACAAUGGAACAUCAGCCUGGGGCGAGCCAACUGAACCUGCUUCUGGAUGGGGGGAAGGAGAGGAGACUGGACCUCCAACACCAGGCUGGGGAAAUGCAGCGCCUGUAGCUCCCAGUGCCAUGAAAACUGGUACAAAAUCUAUGCAAGACGGCUGGGGAGAGAAUGAAGGACCGGGGCCAGGAGCUCGUCACAGCAGCUGGGAUGAAGAGGAGGAGAGUGGUGUAUGGAAUAGUGCAGGUUCUCAGGGAAGUGGCUCCUCCCACAACUCGGCAGGGUGGGGCCAAGGAGGAAAGAAACCACAGAUCAAGGGUUCCCUGAAAGGGGGAAACAAUGAUUCCUGGAUAAACCCAUUGUCCAAACAGUUCUCAAACAUGGGAUUACUGAGCCAAGUGGAUGACUCAUCUGCUAGUAAGAUGGACCACCCUGUAGGUGUUCUUCCGGAAAAGAAGUUUGAGGCGGACAAGCGGAGUGUGAAUCUCGGGGAUUUCAACGAAAUGAUGCGGAAGGAACGGUCCGGUUUCCGUCUGCCCAAUUCCAAAGAGAUUGGUGCCGCAGACAGCGGACCUUAUUUUGAAAAGCUGACUUUGCCUUUCUCCAAUCAAGACGGGUGCCUUGGGGACGAGGCUCCGUGCUCUCCCUUUUCUCCCUCCCCCAGCUACAAGCUAUCUCCCUCUGGCUCCUCGCUCCCCUCCGUGGGCCUGGGAGCUAUCGGUUCGGGCCUCAACCCCCAAACCUUCGCUGCUAGACAAGGUGGCAAUCACGGUCUGUUCGGGAACAGCGGUGCACAAUCGCGUGGCAUGCACAACCCUGUGCCAUCGCUCAACUCCUCUCCCAACCUCCGGGCACAAGUGCCUCCCCAGUUCCUAUCUCCCCAGGUCUCUGCCUCUAUGCUGAAGCAGUUCCCCAACAGUAACAUGAGCCCGGGACUGUUCAACAUGGGGCCCCAACUAUCUCCUCAGCAGAUCGCCAUGCUGAGCCAGCUACCCCAGAUCCAACAGUUCCAGUUGGCCUGUCAGCUCCUCCUGCAGCAACAGCAGCAGCAACAGCAACAGCUCCUCCAGAACCAGAGGAAGAUCUCACAGGCCGUCAGGCAACAGCAAGAACAGCAGCAAUUGGCACGGAUGGUGAAUGCCCUCCAGCAGCAGCAACAGAGGCAGCCAGGAAUGAAGCACUCUCCCUCUCAUCCAUCUGGACCCAAGUCUCAUAUGGAUUCUGUGGGGCUCUCCGACAUGCAAUCCAAGGGGCACAUGCCUGGAUACGGCUCUGGCUUCAACUCCAGUGGAAUGGAUUAUGGAAAGGAGGCUGGGGCAGAAUCUCGUUUUAAGCAGUGGACAUCCAUGAUGGAUGGGUUGCCUUCUUCUGUGUCCCAAGAUGUUGGUUUACACAAAAAUGGCUCUAUUGCUCCCCCUGGGAAGAAUCGUGGUGGUUCCCCAUACAACCAGUUUGACAUGAUGUCUGGAGAAUCAGGAUUGCAUGGAGGGCCACCUGGUGAGAGUUGGUUACCUGCCAAAUCACCCCCCUCAAGCAAAAUGGGAAACAAGUCAAUCAACACCAGCUGGCCCCCAGAGUUUCAGCCGGGUGUGCCAUGGAAAGGAAUUCAGAAUAUUGACCCAGAGUCCGACCCUUAUGUUACCCCCGGCAGCGUGCUGGGGGGUCCAGCCCCAUCUCCCAUCGUAGAUACUGACCACCAGCUACUGCAGGACACCCCUACAGGGUCCAAUUCUUCCCUCAACACCUCGCUGCCUUCACCUGGUGCCUGGCCCUACAGUGCCUCUGAGAAUAUCCACAGCGCUUCAGCACUCUCAGCAAAGUUUGGGGACUAUAAAUCCGCCUGGUCACCAGACCCCAUUGGACACAACCCAUCACAUCAUUCAAACAAGAUGUGGAAGAACCAGAUGUCCAGGAAUAGCCCUGGGCUGCCUCGCCCCCCUCCAGGGCUCACCAACAACCCCAAAGCCACCAACUCCCCCUGGAACAGCACAGCUCCCCCCCGCUCUGUCAGAGGAUGGGGGGGACAGGACUCCAGGAUCACGUCUGCAUCUACCUGGAGUGAUGGCAGUUCUGUGCGUCCUAGUUAUUGGCUGAUCCUUCUUAAUCUUACACCACAGAUCGACGGUUCCACCCUCCGGACGAUCUGCAUGCAGCAUGGUCCCCUGCUGACAUUCCAUCUCAACCUCACCCAGGGCACAGCCCUCAUCCGAUACAGCACCAAACAGGAGGCAGCCAAGGCCCAGAAUGCCCUGCACAUGUGCGUUUUGGGUAACACGACCAUCCUGGCGGAAUUUGCAACGGAUGAGGAGGUGAGCCGUUACCUUGCACAAGCUCAGCCGCCAACUCCCUCUGCUCCUGGAGCAGGCUGGCAGCCCUUGGAAGUGGGACAAAAUCAUCAGGCUGAACCGGUAGGACCAGCCCUGAACCUUUUCGGAGGGACCACAGGGCUGGGACAGUGGAGCAGUGGCGGUGGUGGUAGUGACCUGCCAGGCGUGUCUCUUUGGGGUACUCCAAGCUACACAUCCAGCCUGUGGGGGGUGCCCAGCACAGAGGACGCCCACCGGAUGGGCAGCCCUGCCCCUUUACUACCCGGUGAUCUUUUGGGAGGAGGGACCGACUCAAUAUGAACUUUGAACUUUCAACUCUGACCUCGUGACCUUUCAGAGCAGCAGCACUAACUUGACCUUUUUGUGUUUUUUUUUUUUUUUUUGUUUGUUUUUUUCAAACUUGCAAUAAAUACAGUUGUUUUUUUUAACUAUAAAAAAAAAGAGAAAAAGAAAAAAAAAGAAAUCAGGUGGGUGCAAGUUAAGACUCCUGAUCGCCAACGUUACAAAAACCUGCGGUCACUUUUCAAAGUGGUUGUGUUUUUUUCUUUCUUUUUUUUUCUUUUUUCUUUUCUUGUGCUUGCAAAUUCCUUCCUCCCCCCCACCCCCAAUGAAGAGCAGAAGAAAAGGGGGAGGGAGGGAUCCUGAAAAAAAGGGUCUGGGGGGAGGGAGAUGUAGAAAAAUGAAAGAAAAACAAAAAAAAGGACAAAAAACACAUAUCAGUCUUGAAAUACUUGAAUAAUGAAAGCCAAUGUUGAAAGACAAUGUGAAUUCACAAAACCUACCAUUUAAGAGUCAUUUUGUGCUGGGAGGGGAGGGUUCAGAGUGGGGUGUUUGUUUUAUUUUUACAUGGCAUUUUUGGACUGCUGAAAAACAAAAAUAAGUUGGUGCAAAAGGUAUUUUUUGAUGAUGCAGGGAGGAGGGGUAUUUAAAAAAUUAACCAGUUUGCUGCCAGAGCGGACUGUAAAAUGCUGCACAUUAAUGCACUAAAGUUCUCACUGGUAGCAAAAUGUUUACCCAUUCACACAGCUGUUUGUAUCCAGGGUAAGUGAGUGGAAUGCUCCUCUAACAUGCAUUUUUUUAACAUUUCAAGGCACGACAUGGCAACACAGCACCUGUUUCUUUUUCAGUAUGUGGGGGGGAGGGGGGGUAGAGGCAAGGGGGCUGGUAAUGAUGUUGGAGUGGCUGGCGUAAAAUAUCCCAGUUGAAUUGAGCUCAUCUUGUAUUGUGUACUGUGACUGUCAUGAGUUAAUAUUGACUGUCUGACCCUUUCACCUGAGUGCCCACCUACAUAGACUUAAUGUAAAUAUCCAAUAUUAUGUUUAUGGUAUUUCUCAGCCUUCUGCAAUCCACACUGCAGAAAACCUGCCCAUGGGAGCAUUCGUGUAGGAGUGGGUGGCCAUUUCCUGAAGAGUACCCUCCCUCCCUACUUGAUAGGCUAUUUUGUCUAGUUUUAAGCCCUGUUUGUCAGUAUGUUCCUCCUGAAUAAUGCAUAAGACACUGCAUUAAAUCGUCAGGAUCCACAUGGUGUCUUUGCCAGAGGUCUAUGUUUUCUAGAUAUGUUCUGGUAACAGAGCGGUUAAUGUCUGAACUCUGGAUCCUCUUACUGGUGGCACGCAGAGGUUGAACUUCAUUACGGCUGCAUGGAUCCUGGGAUGUGUGUUAUGUGUGCUAUUAGAACAUGCGCCUCAGUCCGAUGGCAUGGCAUGUCUCCCCAAAAGCAAGGAGAGCACUUGACACUCAUGCAAAGGGUGUUUUGGUAUUGGGUUAUUAGUAUAAGCUCACGUGGUAGCAUUGCAAAAGAUAUAAGCUUCGUUCACAUGCCUUCUGCAAGUGCUGCAAAGCUUGCACUGUAUAGCUGUGACAGAAGCCCAGAUACCUGCCCCUACACAUUUUUUGCUUCUGUUUCUGCCUUCGCUAAAUUUCAGUGACAAACCUCAUGCAGUUUCCAUGCAAAUCAUCCUCUGUCACUGCAAUUGGGCUCUGUUAAGCCGCAAGUUGGAUCUCCAGAUAAAUCGCACUGACUUUUGUAUUCAUUGUUCCAUCUGAGGCUAUAAGGACCAUUUCAGUUCAACUUGUCAGAGGCACGGACAAAAUGCAUCAUGUGAGCUGAGCUUCAGAAGUUUCUUAAGAAAAAUGAAUUACACCUAUAGGUGGCACUAUGCUAAACAGAUUGGCCGUGCAUAAACACAAUUUUACGUGGCUAAGGAAAGACGAUACCAGUUAGGUUAAACUGCUGCUAAAUAGGAUCGCUCUUUUUCAUAACAGGCAUAUUAUGGAUCUGCACCUUUUAAAAAUGCCAUUAAACUAUUUCUCCCAAAUACUUUGCAUUUACUAUGAGUGUUAUCAUUAGGGUCAAAUCUUAUAUAUAUUUUUUUUCUCUCAAUCUCUUAUGUGCUUUUGUGUAAUUGUCAUCAAAAUCCUGUAAUACAACUUUGCACUGGGUUCCAUUUACCAUGGUCUGGUUUUUAUUUUAUUUUGUUCUCUCUUUUUAACAUUAAUAGAUGAUACUACACACCUACUGAGAUUUUGUUUAAACCUCCUCUACAAUACUGUCUCCACUUCCCAUUCCAUAACUUGCCUGUCCUAUUAACUGACAACGGGUCAGUGUAUAGUAGGUGUGUACAAUUAUUUUCUAUAAUCUUUCUGUGCUAUAAUGCAUAUGUGCUGACUGUCUGGAUAUACAUGCGUUUGCAUAUGCUGCACGUAAGCGCUUUAUGUUUUUGAUGUAAGUCGGUAAGUAUGUAUUUACACCAAAGGGCACCAUUUCAACUUUUGUGAUGGUACAGGAUGAAUUUUGAAGAAUGCAAAUGUGGUAUGGGUCCAUUCUGUCAUCAUCUUGCAGUUAGUCCUAUUAGAUAUAUUAUUUUGAAACAUGUAUUUUGUUGGGGGGCGGUUUUUUGUUUUGUUUUUUUACUUUGAUUUUUAGCCAUUUUUUCAUCUGUGGAGCCAGAAUGCAUUGUGGUCUGCAUUCACAGCUUACCAGAUACAUUUCCUACAACCAACCCGUGCAAGUUUCUUGCUAGUUUCCCGGAAUUAUGAUACAGCUGUUUCACUUUAACCAAUCAGCACUGUACUUUGCAUUAUAUUUUAUUGCUGACAUUUUGGUUUGGUGGCUAAGAUUCCCAAUCUUGCACUAUUUCCUUUAUGGGUUUGGUCCAUUGUGUUUCUGAGUACACUCCAGGCCACACUCAUGAAAAUGGCGGGAGGCAGGUUUCCAUUCCAAAAGAUUCUUCUUCAGCAAAAAUCUUCUUAUUCUGCCUCUUUCUACGGCUAAAGAUUAAUCCCUGAUAACCUAAAUACUUUCUUGGUUGCAGUUAGUAACAUCACACAAUUCAAGAUAGAUAUAUUUGCUCUUAAAAUAAUUAUUUCUGAAGUUAGGUUUGUUCUUAAAAUAUAGCUUCUUAUCUUGGCUUUAAGUAGAAUCAUUUAAUGAGAUAUUACCACCUAGCCUACUGAGCAUCGGUGUGACACUUUAAUGUACUGUAUGUGUUUGGGCACCAUAUCAGUGAGUGAAAUAUUUGUGUCUUAACCUGAUCAAUAACCAGCAGCCAGUGAACAUGGAGCGGUGUGACGGACUUAACCCUAUGCUGCCUAUUUUUGUUGACUCCAGCUCUCAGGGGCAUGUUCUUCUGUGUCCUUGAUGUCUUAUGAGUACCAGCAAAGUUUUUGGAAUAAAAUGUGCAUCUAAAGGUGCUGUAGGUCUCUUCUUUCUCAAUGUAGAGGAGUUGCGGAUCACAAGUGGACGUGGAAAUGUUUAUGUAUGCCUCCUGUUUAGGUGCCCAAUGUUGUGUAGUGCGAGCAAGCCCAAUUGGUGACUCUUAUGAUAGAUGUGUUAACCAAAGCAAAUUCACUUGUCACUUCAGCACUUAUGUCUCCCUAUUACUGUCUGACUUGGAUUAUAACAUGGCAUUUCACCCUUUCAAGUGAACUGGAAUACGAUUGAAGCCUGCUUCAGCUAAAUAGUGUUCUUCCAUGCGGAGGUUAGAGAUCACAUGAUUCUAACCGGGUAAUUCAGUGUGUGGCAUUGUGUAUGAAUGUGCACAUUAACGGAAAAUGAUGGUAGCGGGACAUUGCAGAUCUUCCUAAGCACCUCUGUGAGCUGCAUAGCAAAAUCUGUGAUGUCUGUGACUGCGAGUUGCCUGGGAAGUGGGCCGAUUGGCGGCAGCUUGCAGUCAUCACUGGAUUUCCUUUAAAUGACGGGGCACUGAUUGCUGAGCAAUGGCCUUCAUCUAUGCAUUAUUGUGAGCUGUUUAGUGAAUGCUACAGUAAUUACAGUAAGUGCAGUGCUGCUUGGAACUCAAUGGCCAUACUAUAAGUGUGGGAAAGACUUGGAUCUGGCAUUACUGUUUUUCACCUAUUUUGUGGGUAGGGUUUUUUUUGUAAAGCAUCUAAAAUUAGGUGAAUCUACUGCUUCUGUUUCUAGGUAUGAACUGAAAACAUAACUAUAGACCUUAAUUUUCCACCAUGAAGCAAAUAUGCACUAAUCCAUACAUGCCUAUAAGCAGCUUUAGUUGACCUUGUGCAAAUCCCCUACAGCUUGCUAAUGGUUACUUUACCUCUUUCCCUUGUUAAUGAAUGACCACCAGUGUCAUAAGGACAUGAUAUUUACUACAAGUUAGAGAUGUAGGAUACUUGCCACAAUUAUCUUUUUCUUCCUGGCUGAAGAUCAUGGGAGAUUGCCCAGAAUUUCACAUCCAUACUUUAGAGGUUGGACCUAAACCUCUCUAUAAAUAAUGAUUGGAGAAUACAUUUAGCGCCAUUAAAAUCAGCAGUGUAUUGUGGGUCAGACAAUGGGUCAGCGUGAGAACAGCUUAAUUGUGCCAUUUUUCCCCCCUUCCUUCACCACACACAUAUACACACAAACUAACCUAUACCUCUCAUUGUUUUGUUUUGUUUUUUUAGAAGAAUUGCCUUUUAUUUUAUAUUUAAUGUAAAAUACAUUGGGGACCUUCAGUUAAUCGCAAUGUGCCACCACAAUGCUUGGCAGCACACAAUUCUGUAUAUUACGGUUGCCAAAUAUCACUAAUAUUGCUGUGUACCUCCCUCUACUUUAUGCCAGGGAAAAUGAGCAAUGUUACUGGCCGUCACGCUGAAUUGAAUUCUCCUCACUAUGUAAUUCUCACUAGUCUGUAAUCAACCAUUAACAUAUUUUGGGGGGGAAAUAGAAUUUCUAUUUAGCAUUUUGAAUAAAUAAUUUUCAAAACUUAGAAUAAAGAAAGCUUUAUUCCCUUAUGUCUUAUAAUGAGCACCACUUAUGCCGAAAGGCAAUGUUCUUGUCCAAAUAUGACUGCUCAUUGCGUCAUUAAUCUAUUUCUAAAUCUAAAGAUGGUGUCCUCUACAUUGUUCUCGAAAAAGAAAAGAAAACAGAUUUAUAGUAAUAGCAUAAUGUGAACUGCACUAUAUUUGCAAUAUGUGAUGUAACUUUUUUUUUUUAUUCUCCCUUAUGAUUUUUUUGCGUUUUAGUUAGAGAUUGAAGUCAUUGCACAUAAUAUUGUCCCUCAAAAGAUUGCAGUGAUGUGAUUGGAUUUGUAGAAUGCACGUUAUUCAUCUCUGGAGCAGUCGUUGCAAACAUAAGCACUAAAUAUAUGUAUGCAAUCCAUUAUUUUGCUAUACUGCCUUUUUACGCCAUGCAUUAUACACUGGACAUCCACUUUAUGAAUUUUAUGACAUAGAAAGGGGGGAUCAACAAUCCUAAUGUCUGUAUUUAAUACGCAUAUAGGGCCUAAUUUUGAUUUGGGAAUAAAGUAAGAAGAGAUAACUGUGAACCUAGGCAGAAGCGCUGCAGGUGGUCUGAUUUAAAAUAUGCAGAUGGGUUUAAAUUUGAGAGAGGCGUUUCCAAACUCAAAUAUAAAUUGCACUGUAAAAAUAAAGCUGCCCAGUAUUUGUGGGCUACAUGCAAAAUCAGCUAGUAUUUACCUUGCAUGCAAAAAAAAAAUCUUUAUUUUCACCCCUUCUAUUGCAACGUGUUUUGUCCAGAUGCACAGUUACUUUCUUACUUUAUUCCAAAAUUAGAAUCAAGGACAUAGUCACAUACAAGGAACAAAUAUUCUUUUGGUUGUUGCAGUUUGGUCUAUCAUAUACAGAACAGAAUUACAGGGAUAGCUUUGAAAACUGUUGCACAGUGAUCUGCAAGAAAAGUACAACCUAAGUCUAUAUUAGAGGCCUCCGGCUAAUUUUUUACAAAUGUCCUCCUAUGGCAAUCCGGAUAAUGGCUUAGUUGAGUCAGUGCAGCAAACGUAAUUUAAUAGGUUUUCUGCUGCAUUUCCACCUUCAAUCCCCUGAUUGCAGUAUUGACAUCCUGAAAGAUAACACUCGUCAGCUGUUUUGUGCAUUUUCCUUGCCAUAGGGUUCAGCAGUGCUGUACAGAGAUCUAGAACAUGUAUUCUACCAGUCGCCAAUACUGCACACCUAGCAAUUCAUUGCCUUUUCUGCACAGUACAUCACUGUUAAAAAAACAAACAAAAAACUUUCCAAUGCAGAAAUGAUAUUUUUGUGUAUGUGCUGCUAACUUUCCAUGGAGAAAUUGUUUAUAACGGGGGGGGGGGGUUUACUAGUUGUAUAUUUUAUACAUUUAAAGGUCGUGUUUACCCCGUUCAUAGUUAGCAUAUCUUUUCUCACUAUUUUUUAUCUUCCGCAAAAUACAUGGGCAUAAGAAGCCAUUUUGCAUUUGAGAUGUAUAUUUUAGCUAUAAAAAUAAUAAAUGAUCUCUUAAGUCAUGCUUUGGUAGAGAACAACUUGUUCCAGUCACCACCUAAGUACAAUGCAGGCUGCCAUUUUGGGGCUAAACUAUUAUUCCAGAGAAUGCCAUCUAUUGCACGGCGAAGGCCGAUUAACCCCACUGAUGGUAAAAGCGCUGUUUUAACCUUCUCCACUGUAUUAAUGUUUUUACCCUUUAAAAAUAUUUGUCAGCUAAAAUGUGCAGAAUCCCCCCCACCCCCAAUAAAAAAAAAAACAAUUCACCAUCAUUUACUUAGUUCCGCAGAGUCAUUCAAUUAUAUAGGAAUACAGUCAAUACUACAGCAAUGCAUUUUAAGCGGUCUAGCAAACAAAAAAAUAAUACGUGCAUGCAGGAAUACAUGAAUACAAUAAGCAUAGUUACUAAUACAAAAAUAGAAAUAGGUUAAAAAAACAGGAAUAAAAUAAGCACAAUAGCAGGCGCGUGGUACUAGCAGAAUCAUGCGUGAACAAUACGUAUGAGCAGAACAAUCAGCAAGGCACUCACUCAAAAGUCAGUGCGGGACAAACAAGGUAGGCCGACACACAUGAGACCAGGGUAUGGAGGACCUUAUUCGUAAACGUACGUUCUAGAUUUCAUUCUUCCAUGAUUUUACUGGCACUGCAGUAAAAUACUCAUGUUAAGAAGUUAGAACCAGUAUUUCUACAGCAGGGUACAUAAGGUUUCCACAGGGAAACAUCAGGGUGUAGUGGUCGGGGGCUUCAGAGACUUUCAGGACACAAAUAUGUUGAAAAACAACCGCAAACUGCAUUAUGUUGAAAUUAUGAAGUGAUAGGAAAUCUAAACAAAAUUACUCAUACUCCUUCAGUGCUUCUUUGAACAGUGGAUAAAUAAUAUUUUGCAGGUUACAUUUUAACCCACUCCCAGAAAAAAUUGAUUUACUAAUCAGGCAGGAAUGAUCAAUAUCAUUUAGUGCCUUGGUUAAUCAGUUGGUACUAGAACGUUGUUAUGUUAUGGUUCUAUUUCUGAAACCCUGUCUUUAUGGAACUCCGUGACUAAAGUUGAAGAGUUAGCUGACUGACUUCCAUUGCUUAUAACUUGGUUGUUGCCCUGGGUACAUCAAAAAUAGGAGUUAAAACCAUUGGUCUAUUGUUCAGCACUUAAAUCGUAUGUGUAGCUGCUAUUGUGUAUUUCAACAGAUCAGUGUUUUAUUUUGUAUUUAUUUCUUUAAAUUCUGUGUUGUGAAAGCUUACUAUACAUCCUUAAGUAAGAUACUUAUGCCAAAAAGGCAUGGCUAUUAACUCUCAAACAUUGCAGCACCAAGAUGCCUUUCUGUGUUUUGUAAUUUACAUCAUUAAUGUUAUGUAUGUGCAGGGUUACCAAGCUCCAGAUUUGAUAUACACCUUACACAUUGAAGUCAUUGGGCUGUAGUAGGUUAACUGUUCCUCUACAGCAGAGAUAGGCAGCCUGUGACUUUCAAGCUGGUGAGAAACUACAAGUCCUAGCAUGCCUGGCAGGACCAUCUGGAUUUUAGUUUCACAAUAGCUGGAGAGACAGAGAUUAGCCAAUACCACUGUACAGUACUGCAUCAGAUAAGCUGUCAAUACCAAAAGUUGCCUACCCCUUUACCUUGUAUGUGCAAGAUUUAAUAAGGUGUUUGAUUUCUCAUUGUAUGAAUCCUGUUUGAAAGGUAAAUACUAUGGCGUAAACCAUUUGCACAAGUGAAUCUAGCCCUGUAUAUCGUCUUGCAGAGACUUGGCAGCAUUAUAUAUCAUUGCGACACUAAUGCAGACCACUUUGCUGCAGGUCUGAAGGGGUUAAGCACCCCGGUGGUUAGAAUAUCAUUUUAACAGGGUCCAGUAUGGCUUAUCAAUAUUUAGAACGUUGAUAAGCAGAAGGUGGACCACAAUAUGUUGAACACAACAUGUCGACAUCUGAGUACUGCGAUGUAAGGCAUCUUGGCCGUCUCAGCUUUAGAAGUUCAAACAUAAUGGUAAUUAUUCUUGUUUAAAGUUGUUAUAGAUGAGGAGCAAUGCUUCACAUCACAGUACUGAUAAGUCACAUUCAAAAUACCUCCGCUGUCCUUCUGCUUUUGGACAUUCUGAAUGUCCAGAAGAGACCCUUUUGAUGCAUUAGUGCAUAGUCUGCUUUUUUUGCAAAAUAGGGACAUCCCAUUUCUCUUCUAUUCCAAAUGUGCAGCCUACAUCUUGCAUUAAAAGUGGCCAAACUGGCCUGUUUCUAAAAUCUGAUUGCAGUAUUAUAACUUAAUUGGUUUACUUUCAUAUUUAAAAUGUUUUGUUUGUUUUUUUAUUUGAACAUUGCUUCUUCAGUAAUAGCUCACUGUUGUGUCUGUUGAUCAGGACAAUAUUUGUGUAGGAGAUUCUCAUUUGAAAUGUAUCUAAAAUUUUACUUUGUUGCAAAAUAUAUGCCCAGCACAAUUAUUGCUGUUUGGAAAGAUAAUUCAUGGGUCAUAUGAAAAUGCAUUCAAUUAUGUUUUAACCAUCUGCAAAUUAGAAUGUAAUUAAACCCUAAUCCCAUGGUGAAUAAGUAAGGCUAAUUGAUGAGGUUUAUGCAUACUGUAGAAUUAUAGAAUGUUUUUGUAAGGUAACAAUCUUUUGUGGAAAUAUAACAGCCUGCAAUUCGCAGGCACCGAUGAGAUACCAGUGAGUCUGCGUGGUAUUUUAAAGUGGCAAUCAGUUAAAAGGCAAAAGCACUUUAAAACAUCGGGCAGACUUGCCAGGAUCUCACCGAUGCCUGCAAAUCGCAGGCUAUUACAUCUCUUUCUUUGUCUAUUGGGUCCAAGACGGCUAUAUUCUUUCUCCUCACUCCAUCUACACACAUUUAUUUUCAGGCCAUCGGUAAAGCUCUGUGACAGAGUAGCGUAUGCUGGCACAUGUGGGUCUUUUAUGGGAGCAUAACAUUUGUUACUUUUUACAAGUUCAAAAGAAAAAUUUGUUUUAUGUUCAGUUAAUCCAAAACUGUCAGUGCCAUUUGAAAGCUUAUAGCCAAGCAGCACUGACAUUAACGCAAAGCUCUGUUAAUUGAAAGAAAAUGUAAAAAAAUAAAUACCAUAAGUACGGUUUGAGUGAUUAA
Pseudophryne corroboree (corroboree frog) is the source of this 15294-nucleotide messenger RNA. It is a transcript of the gene TNRC6B, whose product is annotated as trinucleotide repeat containing adaptor 6B. Lineage: Eukaryota; Metazoa; Chordata; Amphibia; Anura; Myobatrachidae. Gene Ontology annotation, molecular function: nucleic acid binding. The transcript has 24 exons. Bases 282 to 5825 code for a protein of 1847 amino acids. The record is from RefSeq and is a predicted model, not a curated record. Gene Ontology annotation, cellular component: P-body; nucleoplasm. Gene Ontology annotation, biological process: miRNA-mediated post-transcriptional gene silencing; positive regulation of nuclear-transcribed mRNA poly(A) tail shortening.